ACCGAUUCGCUCCCGCCUCCCGCUGCCCCUCUCGCCAACUCAGGAGGAGCCAUGGGGCGCUGGGCCUGGGUCCCCAGCCCCUGCCCCCCACCUGGGCUGUGUGCCUUCCUGCUGCUGCUGUUGCUGCUGCUGCUUCCUCGGGGGACCCAGCCCCAGGCCAGAGGGGAUGGCACAGAACCCCCAGAACCUAAUGCCACAGCCCCCCUUGGGGGCCCCAUGAUCCCUGUGACCUCUGUGACCCCCAAGAUCCCAGCAACAAGUGCUCCAGAGGCAGAGGUGGAGGCAGAGGGACCCCAAGGUGGGGAGCUCCAGUCCCCAACCAGGGUGGCUCCCUCCCGCAGUGGCCCAGGGAGCCAAGUGCUUACCGAGGCCGGGCAGCCCUGCAGGUUCCCCUUCCGCUAUGGAGGCCGGAUGCUGCACUCCUGCACCCUGGAGGGAAGCGCCCGCAGGAAGUGGUGUGCGACCACUCACAACUAUGACCGGGACAGGGCCUGGGGCUACUGUGUGGAGGUUGUCCUGCCUCUGGAGGACCCAGCUGCCCUUGACCCCUGUGCCUCCGGGCCUUGCCUCAAUGGGGGCACGUGCUCCAGCACCCAAGACCCCGUGUCCUAUCAUUGCACCUGCCCCCUGGCCUUCACUGGCAAGAACUGCAACAUCGGGAAGUGCUUCGAUGAGACCCGCUAUGAGUACCUGGAGGUGGGUGACCGCUGGGCCCGCGUGCACCAGGGCCACGUGGAGCAGUGUGACUGCGUGGGCGGCCAGGCCCGGUGCGAAGAUGCCCACCACACAGCUUGCCUGAGCAGCCCAUGCCUGAACGGAGGUACCUGCCACCUGAUCCUGGGCACCGGGACCAGCGUCUGCGCCUGCCCGCCAGGCUAUGCUGGGAGGCUCUGCAACAUUGUGCCCACAGAGCGCUGCUUUCUGGGGAAUGGCACUGAGUACCGUGGCGUGGCCAGCACUGCGGCCUCGGGCCUGGGCUGCCUGGCCUGGAACUCCGACUUGCUGUACCAGGAGCUGCACGUGGACUCGGUGGGCGCUGCCGCCCUGCUAGGCCUGGGCCCCCACGCCUACUGCCGGAACCCGGACAAGGAUGAGAGGCCGUGGUGCUACGUGGUGAAGGACAGCGCGCUCUCCUGGGAGUAUUGCCGCCUGGCCUCCUGUGACCUGGUGACCUCUGCUCCAGAAUCCUUGGUCAGAGUCCAGCCCCCGCCCCCUGAGGUCCUGGUGACCCUGCCAGAGCCAGCCCCGGCUGGACGCCCAACCUGUGGCAAGAGGCACAAGAAGAGGACAUUCCUGAGGCCACGGAUCGUGGGCGGCUCCUCCUCCCUGCCUGGCUCCCACCCCUGGCUGGCUGCCAUCUACAUAGGGGGCAGCUUCUGUGCUGGGAGCCUCAUCCACACCUGCUGGGUUGUGUCUGCUGCCCACUGCUUCUCCAGUAGUCCCCCCAGGGAGAGCGUCUCGGUGGUGCUGGGCCAGCACUUCUUCAAUCGCACCACAGACGUGACCCAGACGUUUGGCAUCGAGAAGUACAUCCCCUACUCCCUAUACUCGGUGUUCAACCCCAGUGACCAUGACCUUGUCCUGAUCCGGCUGAAGAAGAAGGGCGAGCGCUGUGCGGUCCGCUCCCAGUUUGUCCAGCCCAUCUGCCUGCCCGAGCCUGGUGUCUCCUUCCCCCCUGGACAAAAGUGCCAGAUCGCAGGCUGGGGCCAUGUGGAUGAGAAUGUGAGCAGCUACUCCAGCUCUCUACGGGAGGCACUGGUGCCCCUGGUCCCUGACCACAAGUGCCGCAGCCCCGAGGUCCAUGGUGCCGACAUCAGCCCCAACAUGCUCUGCGCGGGCUACUUCGACUGCAAGGCCGACGCUUGCCAGGGUGACUCAGGUGGGCCCCUGGCCUGUGAGAAGAACGGGGUGGCCUACCUGUAUGGCAUCAUCAGCUGGGGCGAUGGCUGUGGGCGCGGCAAGCCAGGCGUGUACACCCGCGUGGCCAACUAUGUGGAUUGGAUCAGUGACCGGAUACGGCCUUCCAAGCGGCCUACAGCGCCCUCCUGAAGCUCAGGACAGCCGUCCUUUCCCACUGCCUGCCUCACCGACAAUAAAGACCUCUCCUGGCA
Molecule: messenger RNA, 2111 nt
Organism: Marmota monax (woodchuck)
Lineage: Eukaryota; Metazoa; Chordata; Mammalia; Rodentia; Sciuridae
Gene: Hgfac
Product: HGF activator
Exons: 14
Coding region: 52-2049 (665 amino acids)
Biological process (GO): blood coagulation; zymogen activation
Cellular component (GO): rough endoplasmic reticulum; extracellular region
Molecular function (GO): serine-type endopeptidase activity
Source: RefSeq, a predicted model, not a curated record